Messenger RNA from Procambarus clarkii (red swamp crayfish), 7965 nucleotides. Its product is annotated as sodium-dependent proline transporter. Gene Ontology annotation, biological process: sodium ion transmembrane transport. Gene Ontology annotation, molecular function: L-amino acid transmembrane transporter activity. Lineage: Eukaryota; Metazoa; Arthropoda; Malacostraca; Decapoda; Cambaridae. Gene Ontology annotation, cellular component: plasma membrane. The record is from RefSeq and is a predicted model, not a curated record.
GGACAUACUAAACAAAUAUUGGGGUUAUUCUAUUAUAUGUCUUUCUAAUCCUUACCACUAUCGCUCACAAGAUUGGUUUGGGAUCCACAAUGACGCUAAAAACUCUUAAAACCUGUCUUAAGAGGACAUAUAUCAGCCUCAAAGAAACAGGUGAUAACAUACUGGCAGACAGACAAAAGCCUAGUAAACGCCACCCGCGUAAAAGCCUAGCGCUAUGCUAAACAUUCUGUUCAUUCAUGUAACUGUAGUACCUCCCUUAGUUUGUUUAUGUGUGGCCCCACGUGAGUGUGCGUGCGUGUGCGUGUGUACGAUUGCGUCACUAGUAGCAUUAUCAGCUUUCUGGCUGGAAUAUUCCUCAUCCUUGGGCAACUUUCCUAACCCAGACCACGUAACUAGCCAGGUAGGGAAUGUUUCCAAUAUUACUACCCUUCACAUCAGACGUUAUCCGCCGCCAUUUUUAGCUAGCUUUUCUCCAUAGCUCUCUCUAUUGAAGAAUAUCAUUUUUAGCAGCAUAUAAUUAUCAAAUAAGGCGCAGGAGAAAUGGAAAGAACAUCAUAAAAUUACGGCAAGCGAAAAGGAGAGAGGCAGAGCUGCGCGGGAACACCUCCCCGGACCGAGUUUCCACCGUGUAUUUCUCCAACCUUUCCCCACCUAUUAAACACAUCUCACCAUCAUACACAUCCUCAAAGAUAACUUAGACACAUAACAAACCCCCUUUCCCCCCUCUGGGCCAGCUCCGACCACCAGUGAAAGAGGGGAUCGAACGGUGCUAAAGCGAGGGGAAGCUAGAGAAGAAGGGAACCUCCGACCCCUGGCAAUGGCCGGCACAUGCGCCCAGAGUAACUGGACCUGGAGAGUGUAAACGUUGGCUGCCGGGCUUUCUUCACUCUUCAGUCACUCACACAACCUGCUGGGGGGAGAGCCAGCCAACCACGCAACACACGCGCGUGUAACACACACACACACACACACACACGCUGAUAAAAUCCUGUGAAGAAGGCCGGAAAUAUCGAGGCGAUUAUAAGUGUGGUCGAAGGCGGCGUUGUAGCAGGACUUAACCUGCUUAUCUGGGGCCGGAAACCAUGCCUAAAAAGCUUGGAGGCACAGGACCCGAGGACGAGUAGUGUGUAAAGUGUUUGUAGUUCCUAAUCAAUUAUGGAGUUAUAUGAAUGUCCAACCCAUCCUUUUAUUGAGCAAAUGGGAGACCUUUGACGAGCCGCCGGCUUCCUGUCCUCAUCAUGGCCACUAGUGACCCUCAGACCGUUGCCUUGGAGACGGACGCCAACGAGAUCAGAAUCACUGUGAACCGGGCCGAGGAUGACAAGAGCAUCAGCAUCAAUGACGAGGGACGAGAUGUGUGGGGAAGCAAGAUCGAGUUCCUCCUCUCUUGUCUCUCCUUUGCUGUCGGCCUCGGUAACAUCUGGCGCUUCCCAUACCUGUGUUACCGCAAUGGAGGAGGCGCCUUCUUAAUACCGUACGUGAUCAUGCUUUGCAUCACCGGAUUGCCUCUCUUCUUCUUCGAGCUAAGUCUGGGACAGUUUGGAAGGGAAGGUCCCAUCACCAUUUGGAAGGUGGUGCCACUCUUCCAGGGUGUGGGCGUUGGCAUGUUCAUGAUCGCCUUCUUCAUCGCGCUCUACUACAACGUCAUCAUCGCUUGGGCACUCUUCUACCUCUUUUCUUCCUUCACGGCCGAGCUGCCCUGGCAGUCGUGUGACCACUGGUGGAACACUGCUGCCUGUAGAAGGUUCGAUGCCAAAAACUGCACAGCACACGAGGGCAUCAUGGCCACCAACGGCACCUGCUACUUCGAAAGUCAAGUUACACAUAAAGACUGGGAGUCCCUCAACGUGACGGCCCAGAGCUUGAAACUUCCUGCAGACGAGUUCUUCCAUAACUUCAUGCUGGACAUCUCUGAGGGGUUCCAUGAUGACGAAGGCCACAGCCUGCAGUGGCGGCUGUGUCUCUGCCUCAUCCUCUCCUGGGUCAUUGUCUUCCUGGGCCUCUUCAGGGGAGUCUCCAGUAUGGGAAAGGCUGUCUACUUCACAGCGCUCUUCCCCUACACCGUCCUCAUCAUCUUGUUUGCCAGGGCUGUCACUCUCCCCGGCUACCUACAAGGCAUCUCAUUCUACAUCACUCCUCGGUGGCACCAUCUUCUCCAUGCCAGGGUGUGGGCAGAUGCAGCCAUGCAGAUUUUCUUCUCGCUUGGACCAUGCUGGGGAGGACUCAUCACGCUAGCAUCUUAUAACAAGUUCACCAAUAAUUGUCUAAGGGAUGCCAUCAUCAUUAGUGUUGCCAACUGCAUGACCAGCUUCUUCUCAGGGUUCGUCAUCUUCGGCAUUGUUGGCUUCAUGGCUCACGAACUCGGGGUUCCUGUCGAUCAGGUGGCGGCUCAGGGUGCUGGGUUAGCCUUUGUGGCCUAUCCUGAGGCAGUCGCACGCCUCCCCAUCUCUCCCCUGUGGUCUAUCCUCUUCUUCAUAAUGCUGCUCACACUUGGCAUCGGUUCCCAGUUCACCAUCGUGCAGACUGUCAUCACCUGUCUUGUUGAUUUUCUGGAACUCCACAAACAUCACAAAAAGGUUUGCCUGACGGUGUGUGUGGUAGGAUGCCUGAUAGGCCUGACAAUGUGCACCAGACAUGGCAUGUAUAUUCUGCAGUUGCUGGACAACUACUCUGGCACCUACUCUGCCCUCAUGAUCGGCUGUAUUGAGCUGUUUGCCAUCUGCUGGGUGUACGGGGUUGACAACUUCAUGAAUGACAUCAAACUCAUGCUGGGGACGAAGCCCUUCCCCCACUAUUAUUGGAAGUACUGCUGGAAGUAUAUAACCCCUCUCAGCGUCUUUUUCAUCUUGGUCUUCACAUUCAUCGACUACUCCCCAUCUUUUUAUGGUACGUACCACUUUCCCGUGUGGGCGGAUGUCCUGGGUUGGGUGAUCUCAUUAUCCUGCAUUGCUGUCGUCCCAAUUCGUGCAGCCUGGCUUAUGGCUGGCAAGAGUGGACCUCUGUGGGCGCGUGUGCAGCAGUUGUGCCGACCUGAGGCUGAAUGGGGUCCUGAGAACAAGCGCCGCGACGAUGCUUCUCUCAACUACAUUGACUCCAAGACACCUCUGGCCUGCGAUGAUGAGGAGUAUGAGAUGGACCGUGAGUCUCCAUACCUGACGAGGGUGUCGGAGGAAUGGGAGGACGAGGAGGAUGAUGGUCUCCACAUGAAGGCCCCCACUAGAGCCAAGGUCUAAACUACUGCAUCGUGACACCACGUCCUUCUGGAGGCUGUUUGUGGUAACCAGAAGACCAUGUGUUCCUGUGGUCUGCUAGUGGCUACCUUUGGGGAACUAUGCAAGAUGGCCUCCUCCUGAUGUCUCCUAGUUGCAAUUCAACUGGGUCAGGUUAGCCUGAUGUUCUAUAAAAUAUAGUGGCUAUCAGAUGGUUUGGCCUUACUUGGAGUCUCGUAAUGGCUGCCUGUUUGGUCUGUAGUAAAUGAUCGAGUCCUUUCAGGGGGGCCUGCUAGUGGCUACUUUAUGGGAGACAAUGCCAAAUGGCUUUGACCCUAUUGGGACUAUUGGUAGUUGGCCCCUUUUUAUUUGUCUCCAAUGUGGUACAAUAUCUCAUUUAGACCAGCUGUCCCUGGUACUCUCAUUAGCUUUCUGCCUGAUACUGGUACUUAUCUUACCAGGAGACCUUGCAGAAACUCACAUCAAUUUGACCUUUAGCGAAGAGCACUGUAGUACCUGUGAAGAUCAUUUAUGUGACUCCAUUGGAGCCAAUCUUCCUCUGGAGAUAUACAUUACCUAAGUGUAGAUGAUGUCAUUUGCAGGUAUAACAAGUCUCUUACAGGUGACCUUACCCUGAGAUCGUAAACAGGGCUUCUCCUUAUGGAGAUGGUAUUCCCCUUAAACAUGGAUUUAAGUAGCUAUUGGUCAUGGAGUAGACCUCAAAUCCUCUACAUACACGCUCUUUUUACCUAUGUACCGGUACUUGUUGCGGGUCGUCGCAAAAGAUUUUGCUCUGAUAGACAAGGGAAGUCACACUUAAAGGAUGCACUCCGUACGAAUAUAACCACCCACGACAGCCUGACUCGAAUAAAAAACUAAUUGUCAUUCUAGUCUAGUUUUAACUUGAUCUGUUUAAGGAAGUUGAUUAUAGUCCCAUCAGUCUUGCUCACAAAGUUUCCAUCCUCACAUUAAGGUCUUAACAAAAUUAAGCACCAAGACAAAACAAGCCAAGACAAAAUCAACUUUCCCAAUUACGUACUGUAUAUGCUGUUUAAACGUGAAAGCUCUCUCAAGUAAUGAAACAAAUAGACUUCUGUUAACAGAAAAUAUAUUUCAUAAGUUAAAUUGGCAUUUACAUAAUACGUCAUUAAAUAAUGUACAUUACUGUAUCUAUAUACAUUUCAUUAACUCUGAGUAUUUUAUAUAUUUCAUUAGGAUUUAAUGUACCAUUGAUUGCAAUUUCCAUAAAUGUUGCCAAUGUCUCUCAUAAAUAUAUAUAUAUAUUAAUACAAUACACACACACACACUUUAUUUAUCUUUUAUUUAUAUUUAUUUAUUAGGUAAUUAGACACACACUGUAUAUGCAUUUAGUCAAUUAUAUGCAAAUAUAUAUUUGUAUAUGUGUUCAUGUGUGUUUUUGUGUGUAAACAUUUGGGGCUCUAAGGUUGUCUUUGCCAGGGUGACCGUCGGGUUCCAUGUGCAGGCCAGCUGAUUACUGUUCCCUGUCCAAACAAUAUCCAAAAUAUUAUAGAUAAAUGAAGACAAAUUGAUAAGACAAUUAGAGAAAGGCAGAACCAAUUAAAAAAUUAUGAAAGUACAGUAGACCUUUAGUGUAUGGAGGCAUAUAGCAUGGGCCUAUCAUUGCUAGGCUAGUGGGAAUUGAUUGAAAAUAGGCCUCAUUCAGCACGUUAUACUGGUAUAAUUGACAUCUAACUGAUAGUGUUCAUGAGAGUAUCAGAUAUUUCUCAAAAUAUUUUAUGGCUAUUUCAAUAUAAUUAAAAUGUUUAGUUCAUUGCAUUCAUUUUGAGCAAUAAAUAGCAGUAUGGAAAUGCUCACUCAACUGUAGUGAAUUCUAAAAUGUCUUGAAAAUUACUUGAAAUGUUCAGAUGAAUGAAAAACAAAUGCUUGCAGAAUUAUAUGAAAAGUAUAUUUUCUUCAGUAAUGCAGGUGUUCAACCAGUUGAAAAUGGCUUAAACAAUAUCAAGAAUUGGAGUAUAAAUAAAACUUUGUUGACUGCAAAUAUUUUGUUUGCAAUGUAAAUGAAUAUGCACUGUAAAUAAGAACAGAAUUGCAAUGUAAUGAACUUAAUGCAAUGUACAUGAACUUAGUUCACUGUGAAUGUAACACAUUAAUUGUAUUUUCAGUGAUAAUACAAUACAUUGUUUAUUCAAAAGAAUGUACUGUAUGUACAAAGAACAUAUGAAUAAUGUACAAUUGUAGGGACAGGAGUUACAUAAUCUGUGAAGCCACUAUUACACCAAACAUUUCAGGCAAAAUAACAUGUUGCCAAGCAAUGUCUUAACACCACAAACUCUGUAUGUUAUAUUUCAUAAAUAUAAUAAGUCUCUCAGGAGUCAAGCCUGGGCCCGGGCCGGGCAUGUGGCCGGGCAUGCGUAGAAAACUCCCAUAACCUCCGUCAAGUUAUGUCAAAGCAUGGUAAGAACUGCCUAAAAUUCACAAUGGACCUUAAAAAUGUCUUGCAAUAAUAUCCAGUCUGUCAUCUAGUUUUAGCCAUUUGAAAUACAGUAUUGGAAUAUUAAUAAAAUCUUAAGACUGGCAGUGGACCUUUAACAUUGCAUGUGAUAAUAUUUAGCAAUGCAAACUGUCCAAAUUUCUCCUCUAUAAAUACACCAAUUAUCCAUGUAAAAUAUGUUCCAGUGUUGUGAAUACAAUAUUUCUUUGCAGUGAUGUCACCUCUUCCAUUCCUGGGAAGUGAGGUGGGAAGGGAGGAAGGGGGGAGACGAGAAGUGGAGAAAUGAGGAUGGGGGAUGGUAUAGUAGAAGGUCACACCUCCAGCUCCAUCCUACCCAUCACCUCUGCCUCAGUCCAUAGACCCCUUGUCACCUUCCCUCUGGGACUACAGACCCCUUGUCACCUUCCCUCUGGGACUACAGACCCCUUGUCACCUUCCCUCUGGGACCACAGACCCCUUGUCACCUUUGCUCUGGGAUCACAGACCCCUUGUCACCUUCCCUCUGGGACCACAGACCCCUUGUCACCUUUGCUCUGGGACUACAGACUACUUGUCACCUUCCCUCUGGGACCACAGACCCCUUGUCACCUUCCCGUUACAUUUGCUACACAAAAGGCACCCAUCACUACAGGCAGCCUCCACCCUCCCUUCCUCCCAUCUCUCCACCCCACAUGAACAGAACUGAGACUCCAAGUGUGAUCUCUGGGCUUGAUUAAGGUCUCAUGCAUUUUGCAAGUACUGUACAGUAUUACAUACAGCACAAUUAGUCAUCGUCUGUCAUUAUUGUUUGGGUUUAUAUUGGCUACUGUUGCUCUAAUUAUACAAGUAUUGUGACAAAACGUUUGGGGUUGUUUCAGUAGUAUUGUAUUCAAAAAGAUCCCCAGAUGCAUCUGUAAGCUUGAAGUCAAACACCUCACACAGAGCAUCAUUCAAAAACACAAAUUUCUCUCUUAUUCUUGUUAGGUUAGGUUUGUUUAUAGAGUAGUGAUGGAUUAACAUGACUAGACUUGGAAAGACCAUUUAAAACAUUACUCGUUAUUUAUUACUAUAUGCGGUGCUGCACGAGAUACAGGCUAAUGUAAUGAAUCCAACUUGAAUAUUGACGUAGUUAUCAUUACAUGUCACUUUGGUUAGGCUUUUAUGAAGCGCGAGAUUUGAAUGCUUUUUAUAUCCCCCCCUUCUCUAUCACACUCAGUGGUAUAAAAGGUAGGCAUUGUGGUACAGUAGUUAUUUUGAGAGCUGCUUACAGGUGUGAUGCCCUUUUGGACUUGAUUCUGGUGGUAUUCCAGGAAAAUGUGACAUAAAUACUGGUACUUUGAUAUUGGAAUGUCAUGGAAAUGUGACUUUUCAGACUUUAUGCCAAAAUUCCUUAGAAAUGUGACCUGGGAACUCUUUGAUACCAGUAUUACAUGGAAGAUUUACCUUAACUAUUUGACUUUGAUACCAGUAUUCCAUGGAGCUGUGACCACUGUUGGAUUUUGAUACAGGUACCAGUAUUUCAUGGUACUGACCAUUGUUAGAUUUCCAGUUGUUGUUUCCUGGUACUGUGAUACAUUCAGAUAUAGGCACUGCAGCAGUUUUUCCUCGAAAUGUCACAAGAUUACACAUGGCAUUAUGAAUAUUUUCUGGGAUUGUGAUCUGGUUGUACUCUAUGCUGGUACUGCUUUACUUGAAAUUUUGAUAAUCCAGGCCUAAAAUGGCCUGGUAUUGUAAUGUGGUGUGACAAAACUUAGGACGGCAGGCAUAAAUUCUCCUUGGACAAAGCUGGGCAAAUGACAUUGAUAUAACAGGGAAUUAAUGUUUAUCCUUUGUUGAUUAAAUGUUACUUGAGCAUGGUCAGCAUGUUGUGUUUGUUUUCUGAGCGUGUUCGUACUCAUUUGGUGGGAAGUUAGUCCAUGGGGGCUACUGCAGGUCUUACACUCUAACAGUGUUUGGUCGUAAUUGUCAAUUUAUAACUAGCAGUUGCAGGUAAUUGUAUGGUUGGUGACAUAGCCUAACAUCUAUACCUAGCCUCUGUGGUGUUGAUGACAUCGCUUAACAUCUGUGUACAGUAUGUAGCCUCUGUGUGGAUGAUGACAGCUUAACGUCUGUAUAUGUAGCCUCUGUGUGGUUGAUGACGCAGUAUAACAUCUGUGUACAUAGCCUCUGUGUGGUUGAUAACGUAGCCUAACAUCUGUGCAGCUUACAGAAAACUACCCACUAGUCAUCCCUCAGAAUGAUAACACUGACGAUGGUACUAACUUCUCGCCCGAUAAUUUAACAUUCAGAUAAUACAUUUUUGCU